Pyricularia grisea is the source of this 255-nucleotide messenger RNA. RefSeq lists its product as uncharacterized. NCBI's taxonomy places the organism in Eukaryota, Fungi, Ascomycota, Sordariomycetes, Magnaporthales, Pyriculariaceae. The transcript has 2 exons. The record is from RefSeq and is a predicted model, not a curated record. The coding region runs from base 1 to 255 and encodes 84 amino acids.
AUGACCCGCUUGGAUGGUGCCCAGGUCGCUUAUGCGGGAUUUUUAACAGAGGUCGGGCGGGGCGGUCGAGACAACGAGAUCGACUUUCCGUCCGCGCUGGACCGCGCCAUUAAGGGCCUCGCCACCCGGGGUCAGUUCUUUGAGUGUGGGCCAUACAUCUGGCCAAGGGGCUUCCUAAAAGCCUGCCGGGACUGCCAUGCCUUCAUCGACAAGUAUGUGACAAGACAGCGAGCCGGCGCGCAAGCUGCAAACUAG